AUGCGCCGUAGUACGUAUUUCUCCUCAGAACAAUCAUUUUUAAAUAAAGAAUCAAAAGUAUCAUGCUCGAAUGAAAUAAAACAGAGUAGAGAGGCUAUAGGGGGAAAGAUAUCUAAAGUCAACGACCCCUUUGAUUCCUCAGAAGUUUCAUCAACUGACCGUAUUUCUUCUUUGCUUAAUGAGUAUACACUCAAAAUAGGGAAUUCUCCCUCCACUGGAGGGGUCCGUCCAAUGUGUUCUUCUAGGGGUGUUCAAGGAUUCUUUCGUCGUCGUACUCCCCAACUUCAUGACGUGGACAAUGAGGGGGUGCAAUACCCAAUUUACACUGAUGAUAAAAAGUACACCUCAUCACAUGCCCCAUGCGGUAAAAUUAGCCAGGAUCAUGUGGGGCAACAGCAGAAGGGAGGACCAUCAGAAUUUCUUAAGAAACCCAUUUCGCAUCCUUUCGCAAGUGUUCUAGAUGAAAUAUCUGAAAUCAAUUCCCCGUUAGGGUGUUUAGAUUCAUCCUUGACUCCUUCUGAAGCCUCAUUUUUUUCACCACCGCAAACCUUUAUAGAGUCUGCUUUCUCGAUGGGUCUACAAGACGAAAGCGUCCAUGACGACGAUCCGAUUUUUUACCGCAAACCACCCGGAAGCACCCCCAAAGUCAAGAAACGCAGUAAAUCCCAGAAUCAUCUUCGUACGGUGCCGGUGGGAAUGAGGAAAGCACCUCUUCCCACACGAAGCCAACAAAAUCUAAAAGCCCCCACACGACAGAAGCUACCGGUAUCUUAUCAAGAAUGGGUUGAGGGUAUUGUGGACAUCGCCACGCAUGUGUGGAUGCCGCUUGGUUUUUUUGCCUUUCAGGGGGUUGAUUCCGAGCCCCUGACAGAUGUUAUGAAAGGCGAUAUGGUGGAAUCAACAAAGACAGUCCAUGAUUCUGAAAAAGCCAAAGGGUUUGUGAGCCUUAUCUGGGGUUUCUAUUCCCAUGCGAUUCCAGAAGAGACCUAUACCUAUACCGAGAUCACGUGGAUCUCCAACGGUCUGUGGCAACUACUUUUCAAUACCGUCUUAUAUUGUCUUUCUCUUCUUGAUUUAAAUCGAAGUUCUGCUCAUAAGAUGGAAAACGAUUCCAGGAUGGGUGCGCAUAGCCCAGGUCAACUCCCCCUUUUAGUGCCUGCGCCCCUGUCUUGGGCUAAGGCUACAUCACCUUCCCAGUUAGACAGUUCCAAAGGGUCAAGAGACAAUAUAGGGUGGCUGAAGAAAGAGAACCCUCCUUUGUCGAGUGGGUGGUCUUUAGGGAGCCAUAAAACCCCCAGUGUUGGGCCAAAAGUUCAGCCCUCACUUACGCAGGACUUCUACACCGAUGACCCUAUUCAUGAUUCGCUGAGCACACCUGAUUUGUAUACCAUCGAUGAGUCCUAUUCUGGGCGUUUGCGCGUUCCGUUAUCUGUGUUGGACUGGUGCUUGCUCUUGCGUUCUCUUGCUCAUAUGGGGUACACGCGAGAUGAAUUUUAUAUUCAAACCCCUACUCAGGCCUCACCACACGAAUUACUGCUCGUUAUGCUUUGGUUGACAAAUAAAUUUCAACUUAUUUCCGCUGUUGAGUAUGUUGAAAUAAACCGACAGUACCCUUUUCUCCUUCGCUAUCAUGCCACAAAGCGCGAUAAUGAGGAUAGCGUUUUUCAAGAUACGACGUCAUCUAUGAGUCAGGAACGGCUGCUAUUUUCCUUUUCCAAAUCAACAGUGUGGCCACCGGCGAGUUUUGAUGAAAGUGCGACGAUUGCCCACCGUCUACGUCAAAUCGAGCGAAUACUUGGUGUAGAAAGGUCCGAAACACGCAGCCCUUCGUUUGUAGCGCCGCAAAGACGGCAUUGCGCAGGAGGAGUAGGCAAGACCGUUCUUCGAAGAGUGCUCGCCGCGCAGAAUUUGAUCCAACUAUCUUUGAAUCGUUUGGAGAGCGCGCUCCAACAACGCAACGAGCAGGUUUCUGCACUGGGCCUGCAUAGUUAUUCGGAUGCGCAGCUAUGUACAUAUGAGCAUCAUAACCUUUACGUAAGGGUCAUUGAGGGACUUUACCACUUGUCGACGAUGGAAAAGCGUGUUUUACAGCGUAGCCAAAGCUUAUCUGCGGCAGGAUUUUUGUUGGCCUUUCUUAUAAAGCAACGAAACUUGCCCACUCAUACCUCCGACCUGGAUAUUGUUGAGUCAUUAGAGGGAGACGCCAUGACGUGGCUUGCGGAUGAAAAUGGCAACCAGCAAGACGGAUUGGAGGGGCAUGACACUACCACAACGAUGUCCGCCUUUGUAAGGUGUUCUGAGGCAGUAAAAAAAGACCAAAUACGUCGUGCCGCAUCCUGUCAAGUUUGUGUAGACGGCGAAGGCGGUCAAAAUACGGAACUACUGAGCCAUACAAUUUCACAGUUCCGUGCAGGACGCGUCAGGGAGCACCUUGGGAAUUUGUGGAAGUCUGCGGUACGAAGGGCAAAAAUUAGUGCUUUUCCGGGGGUUUCUGUCUCCGAUAGUAUAUCUUAUGACAGCUCAACCGUUUUGUUAUCAGAUGAAGCCAAGGAUCGGAUUGAGCUUUAUGUGAAGCAUCAUAUCAAUCGCCAUUACUCCCUUCACGCUACGCUCGCGGCCGAAUUACUUAUACUCCAGUACCAACAUCACCAGAACAUUCGCAGUCUGCAUGAUAUUAACACAGUAGGGGAUUCGUCCAAAAGCAGAAACGAAGCCUCAGGCUUGUCGCUUAAUGCUUCUUGGGUGUCCGCUAUACCAUUAUUCUUCACUACCACCACAUACAAACUUCCCGUGGAUUCUAAUGGGGAGGCGGUUUCAACAGGCAAAGACACCCCACUGGGAGACUGUGAUAUUCAGCUAGUGGAGAUUGGUGAGCCAAGGCCGGGAGCGACUACCUCAGCAACCGUUGAAUUGGAGCGCAUAUCACGAAUUCUUGAGGAAAUAAUCCAGAACUUUAAAAGGCAGCAAUCUUCGCAGAUUGAUUAUUGCGGAGAGUCCCUUAAUCAGCUCCGCCUGUAUUUCAACUUGCGAAUGCUCACUAAAGUCGCUCAAGGAUGA
Molecule: messenger RNA, 3057 nt
Organism: Phytomonas sp. Hart1
Lineage: Eukaryota; Euglenozoa; Kinetoplastea; Trypanosomatida; Trypanosomatidae
Source: the annotation of a GenBank genome assembly